GGCCGUUAAUACAGGCCUACACUAGGCCACGCCUUUUAGCUACUUUUCUCCUUCAAUACGCGCGAUCUCCUUCUACGAGCUUAAAGCCGAGAAUUGGGACGUUACUGCGCCGUCAAUUAACAGAAAGACAAGCGUGUCGAAGUGAGGAGGAGGCAGAGGAUGGGAAGAGGCGCGCAUGGAGGAGGAAGGGCGGCGGUGCCGGGGUGGCUGGGGAGGCUGGUGGAGGAGAGCUUCUUCGUCGGGUGCGGGGCCCACGAGAGCCGCAAGAAGAACGAGAAGAACAUCUUCUGCCUCGAUUGCUGCUCCAGCAUCUGCCCCCACUGCGCCCCUGCGCACUCCAGCCACCCUCUUCUCCAGGUGAGACGGUAUGUGUACAACGAUGUGGUUCGAUUGGAUGAUCUCGAGAAGCUUAUAGACUGUUCUUUUGUGCAGCCCUACACCAUCAACAGUGCCAAAGUGGUGUUUCUGAAGCCAAGGCCUCAGUCUCGGCCUUCCAAAGGCUCAGGAAACAUUUGCCCGAGCUGCGACAGAAUCCUUCAGGAGCCCUUCCACUUUUGCUCCCUCUCCUGCAAGGUAGAGCACGUGGUGUCUCGAGGAGAGGACUUGUCGAGCAUACUACUCCGGUUCAACGCGUCGGAUUUCGCCUUCUCCCACUUCGAGGACGUCGGCGACGGCCAGUUCACGCCGAACUCGAUCCUGGAAGACCCUGCGCCGCAGUACAACGGCAGCGAGUCCGGCGGCGACGGCGGCGGCGGGUUCUUCCCCCAGAUUAACGUGCUGUCGUUGAGCAGCAGGAGGAAGGGAGCUCCUCACCGGUCUCCCCUCUCCUAAUGCAAGGCCAUCAGGCACCACCGCUAGCUGCUAUCUUAAUAAGUAGCUAAUCAAUUUGUUUGCGUCUAA
Zingiber officinale is the source of this 900-nucleotide messenger RNA. RefSeq names its product protein RGF1 INDUCIBLE TRANSCRIPTION FACTOR 1-like. Gene Ontology annotation, molecular function: zinc ion binding. Bases 160 to 831 code for a protein of 223 amino acids. The record is from RefSeq and is a predicted model, not a curated record. Lineage: Eukaryota; Viridiplantae; Streptophyta; Magnoliopsida; Zingiberales; Zingiberaceae. The transcript has 4 exons.